Molecule: messenger RNA, 764 nt
Organism: Pipistrellus nathusii (Nathusius's pipistrelle)
Lineage: Eukaryota; Metazoa; Chordata; Mammalia; Chiroptera; Vespertilionidae
Source: the annotation of a GenBank genome assembly
AUGAAGGGGGCGGUAGGGCACACGGUCAGGGGGCCGCUGCACAGGCAGUGGGACCUGGAGAGGACGCACGCCAAGCAGGCCGAGGCCAGGCUCAGCCAGCACCUGCAGAGCCUGGAGCGGGCCCGCCUGUGCCGGCUCAGGCUGCUGGCCUGGGAGCAGCGGCAGCUGCAGAGACAGCUGCAGAGGCUGCAGACAGCAGCCGGCAGGGGAAAGUGCGCCUCCUCCUCCUCCGGGCACAGUGCUCCGCAGAGACCAGGAGGCGCCCCCGUGCGCCUGCAGCAGGGAGGGGACCUCAGGGCCCCCCGGGCCACCGGGGCCAGAGCCCCGGCCACCAACGCAGCCCAGGAAGCACCCAGGGCCUGGCCCCGGGCCUCCUUCCGCCACGACAGCCUCGAGGGCCCCAUGGGAAGCCAAGAGCAGUCGCCGCCUCUAAGCCAUGUGACCUCCCACCUCACCGGGGAGAUGCCACCUGACCAAGCCGUCAGCCCCAGCUCCCCGGCCCCCGGCCCCGAGGCCAGCCCAGCCGGUGACAGUGGCGGGGCCCUCGGCGAGACCAGCCCAGAGGCCACAGGCCCGCAGCCCGGCCUCAGCGCCAGGGAGCACGCGCCCCCAAGGGCCCCCUCCUUCCGCGAGGUGCUGGCCAGGGCUGCCCACGCCCACUACCUGCGGCACCGGGCGCCCCUCGAGGCGGAGCGGCUGCUCAGCCUGCGGGAGAUAUUUGGGCACGGGGGUCACUCUCCGGCCCUCCCGUCCCCUCAGAGUAA